Molecule: messenger RNA, 376 nt
Organism: Dentiscutata heterogama
Lineage: Eukaryota; Fungi; Glomeromycota; Glomeromycetes; Diversisporales; Gigasporaceae
Source: the annotation of a GenBank genome assembly
AUGACUACUUCUCCUGUCGCAUACUACUUCAGCAAUCCAAUCUAUGGAUGCUGGGAUAAUAAUGUUUUUAAAAAAAAUACUACCAUCGCUUUCAACUUCAAAGUUGAUGAAUUUUUAAACAUUUCUAAUAAAAAUAUUAUCUAUAAGGUUCCUGAUGAUAAAAUGAUAGAAGAACUUGUUAAUACAUUUAGUUCUGAAGGUACAAAUAAAUCAAGUAAGAUGAAUAAUUUUGAUGAAUUAGAUGAUAGUAUUGAACUACUAAUUAUUAGUGCUACUGCUGUAUUAGAGAAUUUAAAGAGUAUUAGAUUGUUUUUACUUCAACAAGAUGAAGUUAAUGAGCAACUAAAAUUAGUCGAUAGUUUUAAAAAAUUUAUUA